GUUAAGGAGUUCCACUCCACCACAGCCAGUUUGGUUGAAAUAAAUUAUAUCCCAUCUCCACUUCUCUCUCCCACACGAGUCGUAAAACCCUCGAGCCCGUUUGGGAGAACUGAGAACCCCGAGAGAAUGGCGGUCCGUCUUGUUAUCUUCAGAUCAACGGCGGCAAUCCGGUGGUUCUCUUCGGCAUCUUCUGCCGCUGCUGCGGCCGCUGUUACCAAUAAUAAAUCAGAAAAUCCUUUUAGCAACCUGUGGGACGUGAAAGUCAAGUUAGACUAUGACACUAACAAUAACACAAAAACAAAAGGGACAUCAAUUGGUGAAUGGACCAACCAUGGAAAGCCAGUUCAAAGGUCCGAUAUCCUCACCCAAAUCUGGAAGAAGAAUACCUUUCUGCCCUACAGGCAAUUUUUCUCUGCUGAAUUGAUUUAUUUAUUUUUUCUUCUUCUUAACUCUGUUCGUGUUGGUCUUACUGGAGAAGAAAGUUCCAAUGGUUUUUCAAUGAAUAUUAGUUUUGAUUGUAGUGACUGUGGCUUGUUUUAUCGUGUUUCCUCAUAAAAAAUGUGUCUUUAUGGUUUCUAGGUGUGAAUUGUCAAGGUAGUAGUAAAUUGUUGGAAUGCAGAUACUAUGCUCCUUUUCGUCAUUGGUUGUAAUAGAAUGGAAGUUUGGUUUUUUUUACAAGUAAACUAAGACGCUGUAUUUUGAUGGACUGGUGUGUUCUUGGUUGGCUUGCUUAUGUUAGAAGUAUAGAUCAAGCUUGAAUUGGGAAAAAAUUUUUUUAGUAUUCGGUAAUUGAUUGUAUAGUACUUUGUUAUUUGGUCUAGCUUAAUGAUUUCCUAGUCGGCUUUUGAUAGUUACUAUUUGUUGGUUUAGGAUAAUUUAGUUUCUAUAUUAAAAGAUCUUUGAGGUUAAGUUAGUUGGAGGUGAAGUGUUAACCUUGGCAAGGCUAAAGACUAGAGAGUUGAGAUGGAAUACAAAACACCAAGAAACCUGUAUAGCCGUCAAAGGCAGAGUUGGGUCUCAUAAGAACCAGUUGUGGUCGGUGAGGGAAUUAGGCGGCUGCAAUGUCAUGAGUUUUGAAAUAAGAAAGAAUCAGUUGUCAAUAUGAGGUAAAAUAGUUUGGUGUGAUAAGUGAUAUUGUUGCAUCUGAGAACAUAAUCGAGCUUUGUUAAUAGAUCUGAAAUUCGACCAUAGCUUAUUUCGCUUUAAGGCUAAGAAAUUUUUCGGGGGAGGGAAUGUAAAUUAGAAGAGCAAAAGAGAGCGUAUUGGUGUUGAAUUUGCUCCUCUUAGCAUGAACACUCGUUCUAUAUUUGCCUUCUUUAUUCUUACAGCUCAGUUUCAUUCUUUCCUUCCGAACAUCAUAACAGUCCACUGCAUGCGUAUAGUAUGUACAUAGCUUAAACCCGUCUCCAUAUCACAAUCCCGAUGCUAACGUAUCUCUAGGAAUUGGGUUCGCGAACGUUUCCCUUAGCAUUUUUGAGAAUAAAACCUCCUGAGAUCAAUUGAGUUGGUUUGUUGAUAUAUAUUAUUCUGCUGUAUUAACCUACGUGUUUGUGUAAGUUGUCCUAAAAUUGAUACCGAAAAUCAAUUUGAGUUCAACAGUUUAGAAUGCUUGUAUACAGGUUUAAAUUAGCAUUUCUCAAUAGCAUUCCUUGAUGUUACUAUUUCUCUAUGAGAAAUAUCAAUAUAUACACUUAAAGCCAAAUGUUCAGGAGCAAGAAGAUCAAUUUGUUAGCUCCUGCCUCAAAUUCCUUUGAAUCAUAAGAAUUGCAGAAGUUGGUUGCUUCAAGUUGAGUUGAGAAUAAUUCGAAUCAUCAGCAGUCAAGAAGUUUGAAAUUUCAACUGUCAGAAUUGCUGGAAAGCAGCAAAAUGCAUAUGACUUAUGCUGACAGAGUUAUAUGGAUAGACCUACUUGCCAGGACUAGAGGCACACAGUCGGCAGAAAUGUAUUUCAAUGGUCUUCAGGAAUCUGAUAAAACACGUGAAGCCUACGGGGUGCUUCUUCACUGUUACUGCAGAGCCAAAAAGUUGGAUAAGGCUCUGGAACUUUUUGGGAAGAUGAAGGAGCUGGAUUAUACUUCCACUUGGGGCUAUAACUCUUUGGCUUCUUUAUUCUUGGGUACUAUGCCUGAACAAAUUCCUUUGCUCGUGCAAGAAAUGGAGCAGAAAAAGUUAAAUGCAGAUAUAGCCACUUACGAUCUGUUAAUCUUAAGCUAUGGUGCUCAAAAGGAUUUCGGUGCAUGUGAGAAAGUUCUUGAAGAUAUGCAAAAGAAGGAUGUAAAAUGUGAAUGGACCAUCUAUGCGAGUCUUGCAGCCAUUUAUGCUUAUGCUGGAAUCCACAGCAAAGCUGCAGAGUUUAUACAUAAAAUGGAGAUGGAAAAUGCGUGUGACCGUAACUAUUUCCACAACCUACUUGGCUUGUACAAAGAUAUGAAAGAUGUGUCAGGAGUUUAUCGUACAUGGAAUGCUCUCAAGUCAAUCUUUCCAAUCCCUAAUAAUGACGACUAUCUCUUGAUGAUGUGCAUUCUUUCUGAGUUGAGUAGCUUGGAAAACCUGGAGACAUGGUUUAAAUCGUGGGAAUCUGGGCAGUUCUUUGAGUAUGAUGUCAGAAUAACUAACGUGGUCUUGGAAGCUUACCUUCUCAGGGACAUGAUUCAGAAAGCCAAAGCUUUCUAUAAAAGUAUGGUGGCAAAAGGGUAUGAUCCAAAUUUAAGAACAAUGGAGUUACUAACCCGCAUUUAUAUGAAGAACUAUCAGAUAAAACCGGCUUUGAAGUAUCUGGAGAUGGGUUCAGCAAUGGUUACUAGGGAGCAGGAUCAAUGGUUUCCUCAACCUGAAACUAUAAAGAUAUUCCUGGAAUAUUUUGAGGGGAGAGAGGACUGGGAUAGAGCCGAGAAGUUCUGUAACAUCUUGAAGAAGCUCAAGAAAAUACCGAGUUGACGGCUAGAAUUUGACGAAUAAGGAUUUGGAAUCAGAAUCAAAGCUACACACCCAACAGUGAUGUGAUUUGACGAAUAAUGCUCUAAGCUUAUUUCAUGUCUGUAUUCUUUAUUACGUCGUGUGUAUGAUAGGGUUGCGCUAGUAUAAUGUUUUGGUACAUUAAGUUUAGCCUAUUUUAAAUUUAUUGUGACAUUCCAAUACAAAACCAGCAACGAUACUGAGGCUGGAAUUUCAUUGUCAAGUCUCAAAAGCACAAAGUUGCUUCUUCCUUAGAUGCCUUAAAAAAGAAGUUGGAUUUGUGCAGACAUGGGAUUUCAUGGCUGUCAUCGAAAAAUGCCCUUCAAAUCUUCAAGGUUACUGGAGGUGACGAUAACAGGAUAGCUCUGGAGGGUUACGCUCAUGAAGAAACCUGCUUUGGAGGCAGAUGAAAGAUGAUCUCGGAUACAUAUGGUGGAUCAUACAACUUUUGCAACAUCUGUAUUCGAAUGCGCCUUCCCUGACAUUGUUUGUUUUAACGAUCAAAGUAACUAAUCACCAAUCCACCUGGGUUUUGCAUUCUUAACCUUUGUUCUUUGCCUGUAACUGUAUCAGUAAAUACAUAACUUAGUCUUGUACAGUUGUUACACAAGUUUUGUGAAGAUCCUGAGGAUACAUUCCUGGUGACCACCAACUCAUAUAUAUUACUCUGAGUGCCUGUCAUCAUGGCAGCAAUGGUGUAAACAAACAAAAUGCUGCAGUUUGAGAUUGCGGAAUAAUAGGCUAGCUGCACGAAUAGUUGGUUGACAGAGUUGCAAGGUACAAAAAGCCAUUUGUCC
This is a messenger RNA of Oldenlandia corymbosa var. corymbosa, 3752 nucleotides long. Lineage: Eukaryota; Viridiplantae; Streptophyta; Magnoliopsida; Gentianales; Rubiaceae. The record is from the annotation of a GenBank genome assembly.